This is a messenger RNA of Aethina tumida (small hive beetle), 1747 nucleotides long. Its product is annotated as cytochrome P450 4g15-like. Lineage: Eukaryota; Metazoa; Arthropoda; Insecta; Coleoptera; Nitidulidae. The record is from RefSeq and is a predicted model, not a curated record. The transcript has 5 exons. The coding region runs from base 4 to 1680 and encodes 558 amino acids. Gene Ontology annotation, molecular function: heme binding; iron ion binding; oxidoreductase activity, acting on paired donors, with incorporation or reduction of molecular oxygen.
ACCAUGUCAACGAUUACACCAGAGGUUCCCAGUUCGGGACUAUUAACUACCAGUGCUUUUUACUACCUUAUAAUACCCACAUUGGCAUUAUGGUACAUGUACUGGAAUAUGUCUAGAAAACAUUUUAAUCAACUUGCCGAAAAGAUUCCUGGACCUGUAGGAUACCCAAUAAUUGGAAAUGCCUUCGAGUUUGUUGGAAAAGCACCCGACAUUUUCAAGAGAAUUUACAAAAAAUCUUUCGAGUAUGGGGACGUUGUGAAGUUUUGGGUUGGUCCAAAACUCAUCAUCUUCUUAUUGCAUCCCAGUGAUGCCGAAAUUAUUCUCAACAGUCACGUACAUAUUGACAAAUCGCCCGAAUAUCGUUUCUUCAAACCAUGGCUUGGUAACGGACUGUUGAUUUCUACCGGCGAAAAAUGGAGAGCACACAGAAAACUGAUCGCACCAACUUUCCACUUGAACGUCCUGAAAUCAUUCGUCGACCUGUUCAACGCUAACAGCAGAGAAACUGUAGAGAAGCUCAAGAAAGAAAUUGGAAAGGAGUUUGAUUGUCACGAUUACAUGUCUGAAGCCACUGUUGAAAUUUUGUUGGAAACCGCCAUGGGUGUUAGUAAGAAAACUCAAGAUCAAAGUGGAUUCGAUUAUGCCAUGGCUGUUAUGAAGAUGUGUGACAUUAUCCAUCUCCGUCACACGAAAUUCUGGCUCAGACCUGACCUGAUUUUCAACUUCACUAAAUACGGAAACUAUCAAGAAAAGCUUAUCAACACAAUUCACAGUUUAACGCGUAAAGUUAUCAAGAGGAAGAAGGCUGAUUUUAUGCAAGGUAUUCGUGGAUCUACUGCUGAAGUGCCUGAAAAUUUGAAAACUAAGAACUACGAGAAACAAGAGGCCAAGAACAAGACCGUUGUUGAAGGAUUAUCAUAUGGACAAUCAGCAGGCCUUAAGGAUGAUCUGGAUGUUGAUGAUGAUAUUGGAGAGAAGAAGAGAAUGGCUUUCUUGGAUCUUAUGAUUGAAGCUUCACAAAACGGCGUUGUUAUCAACGAUGAGGAAAUUAAGGAACAAGUGGAUACCAUUAUGUUUGAGGGACACGAUACCACUGCUGCAGGAAGCAGUUUCUUCUUGUCAAUGAUGGGUAUUCACCCACAUAUUCAAGAACGCGUCGUACAAGAACUGUAUGAAAUCUUCGGUGACUCGGACAGGCCCGCCACAUUUGCCGAUACAUUGGAAAUGAAAUAUCUUGAGCGUUGUCUUAUGGAAACUUUAAGAAUGUACCCACCAGUACCGAUUAUUGCUAGACAGGUCAACCAGGAUGUAAAAUUAUCCACAUCUAACUUAACAGUUCCCGCUGGAGCUACUGUAGUUAUUGCAACAUUUAAAAUUCAUCGCAAGGAAGAUAUUUAUCCCAAUCCUACUAAAUUCGAUCCUGACAACUUUUUACCUGAGAGAACCGCCAAUAGGCAUUACUAUGCUUUCAUUCCAUUCAGUGCUGGACCCAGAAGUUGUGUCGGUCGCAAAUACGCCAUGUUGAAACUUAAAAUCUUGCUUUCCACAAUUUUGAGAAACUAUGUUAUCAAAUCCGACAUAAAGGAAGAAGACUUCCAAUUGCAAGGUGAUAUUAUUUUGAAAAGGGCAGAAGGAUUUAAAAUUAAACUGGAACCUAGGAAAUCUUUAGUUAAAGCUUAAUAUCUAAUUUAUGUAUAAAUUAAAUGUUGUUAUGUGAUUGUAUAAAUUAAAGUUUAAGGCAAGUUGA